Molecule: messenger RNA, 2912 nt
Organism: Cyclopterus lumpus (lumpfish)
Lineage: Eukaryota; Metazoa; Chordata; Actinopteri; Perciformes; Cyclopteridae
Product: methylcrotonoyl-coenzyme A carboxylase 2
Exons: 12
Coding region: 64-1800 (578 amino acids)
Biological process (GO): L-leucine catabolic process
Cellular component (GO): methylcrotonoyl-CoA carboxylase complex; mitochondrion
Molecular function (GO): methylcrotonoyl-CoA carboxylase activity
Source: RefSeq, a predicted model, not a curated record
AGAGAUUGAUUAGUAACGCCUGGUUCAAUAAACUGACAUAAAGAAGGCUGGCCAUCAUAGCAUAUGCUGACAACCAUGUACCGCUGUAUUAUAAGGCCGGCUGAGCGGUGUUGGCGGUGUUCGGUCCGCAGCGUCAGCUCAGCAGUGAAGAGGAAAGCUCUGCCGAGCGCCUUCCCGGUGCUGGAGCAGCCUCUUCAGUCCGACCACCAUCGUGUGUAUGAAGCUAACCUCCGAAACAGCAACGCCUGCCACAACCAGUACCUAGAGUUGAGGGAAAAGAUAAGGAAAGGUGGAGGAGAAAAAGCCAUCGCCAGACACACUCAGAGAAACAGGAAGUUUCUGGUGAGAGAGCGGUUGCGUCUCCUGCUGGACGAUGAGGACUUCCUGGAGCUGUCACCCUUCGCUGGUUUCGGCCUUCCGUACGGGGACAUCCCUUCCGCCGGCUGCCUGACUGGCAUCGGCCGGAUCAACGGCCUGUGGUGUGUGUUUAUUGCCCACGAUGCCACAAUAAAAGGUGGCACAGCGUACCCUAUCACCGUGAAGAAGCAGCUACGCGCACAGGAUAUAGCUAUUCAGAACCGCCUGCCCUGCGUUUACCUGGUUGACAGUGGAGGAGGUUUUCUACCACUGCAGUCAGAGGUAUUUCCCGAUAAGAACCAUGGAGGAAGGACGUUCUAUAACGAAGCCAUCAUGUCUGCCAUGAAGAUCCCUCAGGUGUCGGUGGUGUGCGGGUCAUGCACGGCAGGUGGAGCUUACAUCCCCACCAUGGCUGAAGAGACAGUGAUGGUGCACCAGAUAGGUACCAUAUUCCUGGGAGGACCGCCGCUUGUCAAGGCCGCCACAGGAGAGGAAGUCACACCGGAGGAACUAGGAGGAGCCCGCCUUCAUGCUGAAGUGAGUGGCUGCGUGGACCACUUUGCCAUGGGAGAAAAGGAGGCUUACGAUUGCACCAGAAACAUCGUGUCCACCCUCAACUUCCAACUGCCCGACGAAGAGGAGGAGGAUGAGGAGCAGACGAGGAGGAGGAAAGCUGAGCAGGAGCCGCUGUAUAAUCCAGUUGAGCUUCUGGGGCUUGCUCCUAAAAGUUAUAACCACAGUCUGGAUGUAAAAAUGGUGGUCAGUCGGCUGACAGACGGGGGUCGAUUCCAGGAGUUCAAAGCUCGCUACGGAACCACACUCAUCACUGGCUUUGCAAAGAUUCAUGGCCACCUGCUGGGAAUAGUGGCCAACAACGGAGAGCUGUCAUACCAGGCCGCACUGAAAGGAAGCCAUUUUGUCCAGUUGUGUGACCAGAGAGACGUCCCCCUCCUCUUCCUCCAGAACACAGCACCCACAACAGCUCCAACAGUGUCCACGACGCAGGCCGAGGUGAACAGUAACCACCUGAAGGCUCAGGGUGCAAUGAUGUCAGCAGUAGCGUGUGCCUCCGUCCCCAAAAUCACCGUGGUGAUUGGUGGUUGCCAUGGUGCCGACAGCUACGCCAUGUGCGGCCGGGCAUUCGACCCACAUUUCCUGUUCCUGUGGCCCAACGCCAAAGUGUCGAUUACGGCUCCGGGUCACGCGGGCUCCCUGCUUCCCGCUGACGGUGAGCGGGAGGAAGAGGAGAAGCAAGAGGAAGAGCUCAAUAUGAGGCUGAAGGAGGAGUGCUCAGCUUUCUACUCAUCCGGCAGACUCUGGGACGAUGGAGUCAUUCUGCCUCAGGACACCAGGAGGGUUCUCAGAAACUGCCUGGACAUCAUCAAACAGCGGCAGUAUCAGCUUUCCACAGAGAAACUACAAUCCCCACUUCUGCGUAUAUAGAGGCCGCAAUCGCUCUCCUCCUCGCGUCCUCUGCACUGAACAUCCGUCCAUUAAGCCGCUGUUAGUUCAGUCUGGUGGCUGUGUGCCCGUUGGUUUCACUGCCACCAGACUCCAUUAUAUAUAAGAUAUCCCUUUAAAUAACACCAAUUAAGUACAACUCAUUGCCAAUCCUCUAACCUAAUAUUUGAUAAUGUGACUGAUGUUAUUGCAUAAGGCUGCAAAGUUGUUGUUGUUGUAAUGGAUGAGCACAAAAAGUGCUCAUCCAUUUCAUUUUUACAAUUGUUGAAAUGAAAAAGUGAAAUGUAAAAAAAAGGAGUGGCCUGGAAAUAAAUAUAGUUUGAAGUUGAAACAUUUUUAAUGUAUUUUUAUCUCAACUACUAACUCCGAUACACUUGCCAUGCCCUUAUUAGGUGCCUCUUUAAUACUACUUUGUACGGCUGUAUCAUGACGGAAAUGUCUUCUAGUUCUUAGGACCAGGUUAAUCCUGCAAAAGUGCCUCAUGUUGGUAUUUUAGUCACUCACUAGUAAGUUUGACCUUGACCUGCAGAAGGUCACCCAGUGCUACAACACAUGUGAACAAUUCUCAUUAUUAUGUCGCUGUUAGAUUUCUUCUGAUGGCAAAUGGCUACUGUAGAUGAGAGUAUGUUGUUGUGUGGGUGAUAUAUUCAGCAGUCUGUUGGAGCCUCAACCCAGUUCAGUAGAGAUCUGGCUUGAAUGGUUUUACUUUUACUACUGCUUUUACAGAUCAUCAUGUGAAUCACAUUUAUUUUCCGUGUGUAAUUGUUUUCUUCUUCUUGCAAUUAUGAAUGUAAAUUAAUCCUUGUAAUGUAGUUUUUUGUUUUUUUUUAUGAAUUCUGAAAUUAAAAAAAAUCCCUUUAAAGUAAAGUCAAUUUGGAUGUGUUUGCGAACAUGUUUUAACACAAGUGAAGCAGCUGCUUGCACCCAAACAUUACAAUAAGUGCAACGAAAUGUAAACAACAUUAACGUGUGAUUGUAUAAUAGCUACAGAGUAAAUGUAGCGUGUUCUUUUUAAAUAAUAUUCUUAAAAAUCCUCUGAAAUUAUAAUUUCCUUUGAAAUAAUAAACUUGAAUCAGCAUUCAUAUACAGUAUUU